GGAUUUGCGUGCGCAAGCGGGAGUGCUGAUGACCGGGUUGGUGUGAUUGGUCACCUCUGCGUACGAGAGGAUGGCGGACAGCGCGCCUUUAAACUGCUGCGGCCAGAGGGCACGGCGUUCAGAUCACACAGCUGUUAAGGACCGAGUUACAACGAGGAGACCCGGAGCGAACCGAACCCUGCAAACCGGAGAGGAACUAAGAGAGGAACAGGAGAGGGGAGACAGUCAUGACUUUGCCAACUGUGCGACAACUUUUUCUUUUGUGUUUGUUCUGGUUUCUUGGACCUUGGAGCACGACAGAUGCCAGUCCUUUCGAUCAGUGGGAAGAUGGGAUAGUGUUAAGAAAGGUGCGAGGCAUCCAAAGUGAUGAUUUGAGUGAUGUUUUGUGGAGAGAGCAGAAUGAGGAGCAAGUCCAGAAUGUUUUCAAAAGAUUCCUGUUUCAUUAUUCUAAAGCACGCAACUCUGUUGGAGCUGUACAGCAUGAGUCUCACUCAGUUCAUCCUUUGAUGCGACUUUCCCCAAAACUUUCCCAGAGGAGAAAUAAGAAGGUGGUACUUUUGAAAAUUCGAGGUCUCCCAGAGGGGAUGUUGUAGAAAAUGUACCAGAGCAAAAAAGGAAAUCAGGCUCAAGAGAAGAGGAGCAGUGGGCAGCUGACUGGCGGAGCGACACACAGCUUCUCUGACUUGUCUAUAUAGACAGAAACAUGACUUUUUGUUAACAGAAAAUAAAUUAUUGUACAGAUGAAAAAAAAACAACCCUCAAACUGCACCACCAUGGCUGCCAUGUGUCUUCCUGCUUCAAAAUGUCAAUCAGUGUCAAUGUUAACUGCCAAGCACAAAUCUGACAUGUUGCACUGUUACACAAGACAGGGGGGGCACAAAAUACAAGCAAAACACUUUCUCUCUCUUAAGAAAGACCUUUAUAAUCAACACAGAUUCCAAAGAGAAAAUGCAAAUUCAUGAAAAAAAAACGGGCACAGAUUAUUGUGGCAAAGAGGUGAACUCACAUUUAAUUUUACAGAUUUAAAUGUACAUGUACAUUUUGUGAUAUAAUUAUUAUGAAACAUAAUAAAAAAAAGUUCGAAUUUGA
Molecule: messenger RNA, 1089 nt
Organism: Scatophagus argus
Lineage: Eukaryota; Metazoa; Chordata; Actinopteri; Scatophagidae
Gene: nms
Product: neuromedin S
Exons: 7
Coding region: 228-593 (121 amino acids)
Source: RefSeq, a predicted model, not a curated record